AUGGUCAGCAAAACGUUCAUACCUGCACCCUCAACCACCCCACAACUCGCCGCGUUCUUUGAAGAUGUUCCUGUUGAGGAAUUCACUGCUCUUCGCUUUUUCAGAUUUAUGAAGUUCAAGUCCGACGAGCGGCAGCUAGCCUCCCAUCGGUACAAAGAACUUUAUAAGCACGCUCUAUCAACUUGUGAGCCACAGGCGCUUCGUAACAUGGUCGCAGAUUGGUCCAGUGGGAAAAGGGAAAGAGACAAGUUCUGGAGCGACUUGAAAGCUGCAGAAGACAGAGAAGCGCGCCUGUCCGAGCAUAUUUCUUCCAUUGAGAGCGAUGUAAUGGAGAGAGGCGAGAUUGUCACGGCAGUGCCCAGAUUUGUACGCCGUCCCGGUUCGCCAACCCCUGUGCCUCUUGAGCAGGCACACAUCGCUGACAGCGUCCAUGAUAGCCGGUCGAGGGCUGUACUCCCACCGGGACCAUCCACGGAAGCCCAAGAAGUGGGAGGAGCUUGUGCCGCGGUUGAAGGAAUUUCGCAAAAGAAGCGGCUUCAUGGAUCUGUCGAAAGAUGGAAUCAUGGAUUUUACGACCGGUUCCAGGUUUCCGAAUCCCUUGCACAGGAAGAGUUUGACGUCGCAAUGAAAGAUUUUCCAGAGAUAACUGAGGACUUCCCAGAGCUCCACGAGCUCAAGCAGUUGUUGAAAGACGAUUCUGAAUAUGACUUUGAUGACUUCAUGAAUAAGCUGUGUAACCUCGCGCCGAAUACUCCCGUGCGCAGAUUCGUGCAAGGUGCUUUGUCCUCUUUUGCAAACUACUUCCCUCGCCACGACAUAGUGCCUGACAUCGAAGAGAAACAAGGCACAUUCGAUCUUGUCUGUCCCUUCGUCCGUGGCGCACUAAACCCCUUUGUUAUCGAGUCCCGAAUAAGCGAAAUUGCCAUCGCAGGCAAUGGGGAGCGCAAGAACGGCUCCAAAGAUUACUCGGAGAAGAUGGAGAAGUGCAGACGUGCGGAUUUAACAGCGGAGGACACAGAGGGAAAUCAGAUUUUCCUUGGAGAAUGUUCAGCCCCUUACGAGGACGACAAGAGGAAGCUACAUGAAGAUAAGUGGAAGCUGGGCCGGAGCCUGAAGGACUCCUGGGAAAGUAUCUGCAGGCAGAUUGUGGAUCGGAAGCAGCGCCCCCAUGGAGAUUUGUCGCUCUUCGGGGUUCAGUUUUUCGGAGAGACACUCCUGUUUAUGAAGUUUGAUUUUCGGGGCUCGUUCCGUUUGUGGGAGGUGGAAUCUUGCACCAUUCCCUGCAGAAAGGAUGCGUUCGUAAGAAAAUUUGGCUCCUGUUGCAAAAGCUCCCUUCGAUUUGUGCACGCGGUGGCGCAAGAGAUUGAGCAGCGAAAAUCCCUUACUUUCCUCACAGCCAAGGAAAAAAUGAUCCUCGCCCGCGCUGUCCGGAAGUUCGAGCCAACGACGAACACGCCUCCCUUCAAGAAGACCUACGUUCAGUAG
Molecule: messenger RNA, 1485 nt
Organism: Gamsiella multidivaricata
Lineage: Eukaryota; Fungi; Mortierellomycota; Mortierellomycetes; Mortierellales; Mortierellaceae
Exons: 5
Coding region: 1-1485 (494 amino acids)
Source: RefSeq, a predicted model, not a curated record